Messenger RNA from Danaus plexippus (monarch butterfly), 1186 nucleotides. Its product is annotated as keratinocyte proline-rich protein-like. Lineage: Eukaryota; Metazoa; Arthropoda; Insecta; Lepidoptera; Nymphalidae. The transcript is spliced from 4 exons. The record is from RefSeq and is a predicted model, not a curated record. The coding region runs from base 42 to 1076 and encodes 344 amino acids.
GUUAGGAAUCAUUCAGCUAUAUAAAUGAUUUAUAGCUUUCGAUGUUAUCAGUCAACUGGAAGAUGUUGGGCGCAGUGAUUUGGGCUUCAGUCCUACUCAGCAUUACACACGGACAGCCAGUUCCUGAUCCACAAUUCAGUUUUCCAUGUCCAUGUCCCUGUCCUGAGCCAAUACCACCAUGCCCUGAGCCGACGCCGCCAUGCCCGCUGCCGUGUCCUGAACCGUGCCCUGACCCUUGCCCCGAACCGUGCCCUGAACCGUGCCCCGAACCGUGCCCCCAGCCCUGCCCUGAUCCUUGCCCGUGUCCGGACCCAUGUUCUGGACCUUGCCCUGGAGAUGUGCAAGAACUCAGACUGUGCAACCCCGGCGUGCCAGAUGUUCGUUAUAUUUAUGGUCAAGCCCCACAAGGUUCCUUGAUUUUCAAGCCAGGACAAAUAAACUUCCCGAAUCCUAGGCCAAUUAUAGUCAAGCCAGGAACAAUCAACCUACCGACUCCACCUCUGAUAUGGGUAAAACCGGCGCAAAUUCAACCACCACAAUUGCGGCCCAUCCGGGUCCAACCUCGGCCAGUACAACCGCCAACCCCACAACCAAUACUUGUCCGUCCAAAACCAGUACAGCCGCCAAGGCCACGACCCAUUAUUGUGAGACCACCACCAGUGACACCACCAAGGCCAAGAAAAAUUAAGGUAACCCCACGAAAGGUACAGCCACCUAUGCCAGAUAUGCUCAUCGUAACGCCACCACGUAUACUGGUGCCACAAUCUCCAACAAUAUGCUUCAGACCAAAUCCUAUAACCUGCUUCAAACCCUGUGGUCUAGCAAGCAUUGGUAUCUACAGACCAGAUUCUCGCAACCCAUGCAAUCCUUGCAAUCCAUGCAACCCGUGCAAUCCGUGCGACCCAUGCAAUCCAUGCGUCCCAUGCAACCCGUGCAAUCCGUGCGACCCAUGCAAUCCAUGCAAUCCAUGCGACCCAUGCAACCCGUGCAAUCCGUGCGACCCAUGCAAUCCAUGCGUCCCAUGCAACCCGUGCAAUCCGUGCGACCCAUGCAACCCUUGCAACUCAUGUUAUUAAUUCAGCACAUCGGAAAAAUAUAGAUAUGUAUUUUAUUAUAUAUUUUAAAGUGUUGUGACUGCAUUUGUAAAUGUUUAAGCUAUUAAAUAAAUACGGGUUACUUGCAUCAA